UGUGGAGUUGUGGAAAAACACAGCUCAUAAUACAUGAUUUGUGCGUUGCAAAGGACAAAAGACUAAUAUUGUCUUAAAAUGGCAUUAUUUCACACAGAGAAUGGUGAGUUAAUGAAACGCGUUUUCAAAAUCCCUAUUAUCAUUAUCAUCACAUCAUACAUAUCAUAAUCUCAAACGUUAUCGGACGUAAUCGCUAUGUAAACUGGGCAUGUAUAAUUUGUCCCUCGUCAUUUCCCGUCGAUUUGUUUUGUGAAAGUUAAGGGUUGUGAACGUGCACAGUGACAGGUUACAAAUUAGUAGCAGAAGAAGACCGACCACAAUGUCCAGCAGUGUGCUGUGUGGUCAAGGCAAGCUGUUUUUAACUCAACCUACUUGCCGUCAAGUAUUGGGUGCUCUCAGGUUUGGCAGAACCAGAACCUUCUCUGCUGCAAGCUCAGAUGAGCCUUACAUCACUGUAUCUCCCACACACUCAGGCCCCAGGACCGUGUGGCCUGAUGAGAACAUGGGACCAUUUGGACCUCAGGACCAGCGUUUUCAGUUACCAGGAAACGUUGGGUUUGACUGCCACCUGGAAGGCAUGACAGGCCAAAAGAAGGCUGCAGACCACAGGAUUGUCCCUGAUGUACUGACGGCUCCAAGCAGCACAGAGAGACACCACUUCAUACUGGCCCAGUUUGUCACUGAGUUCCAAGGAAAACUGGGUCCUAUAUCCACAAGAGUUCACAAAGCGGAGCAGUACUUCAAUCAGACAGACACAAACUGCUCCAUAAAUUCCUGCCCUGAGCUGUUAAGGAAAGAUCUGGAGCUACUGUUCCCCGCCGCACCCUCCCCUUCCAUCACAGUUGUGACAGUCACACAAAGGAACAACGGAUGUGAGGAGACAGCAGAGCUGCUUCACAGAUUUGUGAAAGGUGCAAAGGAGAUAUGUUUCGCUCUGUGGACUGCAGGAUACUGGGCAGACUUCAUUGACCCAACAACAGGCACAGCUUUCUUUGCCUCUCCAGCGAGUCAAAGCACACUGCGAACAGAGGAGGAGUUGAGACAUUUGGGAUUUCACAUCGAGGUGUCAGGCUACUGCACAGUUAUUCGCCACAUCCUCAAAGGAUCAUCGUUGUUUGUGGGGACUGUUUUCACCAACGCACCUACUCACAGUGAUGCCAUCGCCAGACUGCAAGGACUCUCAUAUGUACUCGCUGAUGAGGAAUAGGUCAUUUGAUAUUAUAUACACAAGUGAAUACAUACACAAAGCCUUUAUUUAUUGUUAGCUAUUCAGCAGCUAAUGUGCGCAAGUGGUUGUAUCAGUGAAAGAUUGUGUGGAGUUUCUUACUGGAACACAGCAGCUACAUGGAUUUUAGCAACAUUACAAACUUGACUGGACUAACGCAGACCCUGGUGCUGUGGCAGACUGACAGGCCAUCUUUAAACCCAGCUUAACCUCCACUAUAUCCAGGGAGAAACACACUGAACAAUGGGAAUUUCAUGUUGGUGGCACAUGGUCAUGUUUUAAAGGAUGACAUCAACAGUGUUUUAUGAUAUUAGAAGCAUGGAUAUGAAAUGGAAACCCUUCAGCCAACAGUUUUUUACUCGUGAAAAGAUCCAUAUUUAAACACAGAUUUUAUUUGCUCAAAACUUUGGACACUUAGAUAUACAGUGUUGUUUUCCCCUGAUCUGUUGCACAGAAUCUAAAGACAUUUGUACUGUAUACUGUUUCAGCUGAAGCACUACAGCUCGUCUGUCAGAACUGCUGGACUAAUAAAGUGACCUCAUUGGGCUGCAAUGAUGCUGUAUUCCCAGUAA
Messenger RNA from Monopterus albus (swamp eel), 1797 nucleotides. It is a transcript of the gene mmadhca, whose product is annotated as metabolism of cobalamin associated Da. Bases 320 to 1207 code for a protein of 295 amino acids. The record is from RefSeq and is a predicted model, not a curated record. Gene Ontology annotation, cellular component: mitochondrion. The transcript has 8 exons. NCBI's taxonomy places the organism in Eukaryota, Metazoa, Chordata, Actinopteri, Synbranchiformes, Synbranchidae. Gene Ontology annotation, biological process: cobalamin metabolic process.